AUGAAAAUCGAAAAUGGCGUUCGGGUUGGCAUAUUUUCCCGCCAAAAUAUCUACGCUACAAUUAGUCUCUACUCACAAAGAAUGCGCAUCGGAGUGUCACUUGUUAGUCUGUUGCGGUUGCAGCUUGUGAAAGAGGAAGUCGGUCGCCUUCCUCAGUGCUUCAACUUCCGCGCGAAGUCGACUUCGCUCAUUCCCAACCGCCGAGCCGCCAAAAUACGCACUGAUCACCUUAUCCUUCCACGUCUUUGGCUUCUUGCCCUUUUCCUUUUCCUCCUCAUCCCGUUCCUCUCCCGGGCCGCACAUCCUCACAACCUCCCUCAGCACACCCAACUGCUCCUCCAGGUCCUUGACCUUGCAUUCCAACUCGCCGCAUUGACCACAGUCGUCGUCAACUCGGACGCGUCUCCCCCUGCCCUUGACACCCGUCUGCACAGCACCCGAAAUAUCCUCCCCAAAGCGGUCGUCCCGCGGACCUGUAGACGUGCUCUCCGUCCUGCUUCUCCUCUUCGACGCGCUCCUCUGACUUGCGAGUUCAGUCCCUAA
Messenger RNA from Chondrus crispus (carragheen), 543 nucleotides. RefSeq lists its product as hypothetical. The coding region runs from base 1 to 543 and encodes 180 amino acids. The record is from RefSeq and is a predicted model, not a curated record. The transcript has a single exon. NCBI's taxonomy places the organism in Eukaryota, Rhodophyta, Florideophyceae, Gigartinales, Gigartinaceae.